AUUAGUUUCGAGAUUUAAGUUAUAAUACUUUUUAUUUUUACUUGCUCUUUAUAUUUACAGUAGCUCUCUCCCAAACAUGUCAACUAAAGAUGUCUACAUUCAUUACAAUGGAGUUUGGUAAGAAAUGUCGAAUAGUGAUGAUUUGUACAGUCAGGAUCAGAAAUAUAUGAAGGUCGUAUCGCUGCCUGAAGUUUUCAGCUGGGAGCAGUUGAGGAGCGGAGCAGCCUCCGUUUUAGGCUUGCAGCACGAAAGUACGAUAGACAUUUACGGCUUGGUUCAUGUCCCUGCGAAAGGGUUUAAGCAACGGAUCAUCAUAAAUUGUGAGGCUCACCUGAGGUUUUAUCUGGUCCAAUAUCCUGACUUGCCAAUUUUUUUCACCGUUAAAUUAAAUGAUGAGAUGAUAGGGAAGGAAGAAACUCCCGCGCUCCCAACUCGGGCAACAAAAAAUAUGGUUUGGACUUCGAAAGCUUCUCCUGUAACACCCAUGAUGUACGACUAUAGCCACUCUAGUGAGCUCCAUUGCGGUAGGCAUCCGCACAAGGUUGAAGCACAUGGUCAAGGGUUUUUCGGGAUAAUUUUUUUUGUCGGAGUUGCAUUAUCCCUUCCUUAGGCAAGCUUCCGAAGUUCCGAACUUAAUUAUCUUAUAUUAUUGGAAGACAUUUCCUCGAUGUCAAAGCGGAGAAGAACUUCAACGGCAAGUGCAUUAACUCCUGAAGGAAAACUUCAGCCACUCGGACUUCAUGAACUUUGUGUAGCUGACAACUUUAAGGAAAGAGACUGUUGGUACUACUCUUAAAAAUAUUCUCCAUGGUUCAUGGUUAUGAUUUUUUCUGGUUACUAGGUCGAAUAUGAAGGUAUCUAAUGUGAAAUGCAAAGAUAAGGACUGUCAAUGGAAAUUACGGACAUACCGGAAAAAUUCACAUACCUAGUGGAUAUUCACUAAAAUUACCAAUACACACACCGGUAUCCGCAAUCGUUGUGAGAACCGGGCCCAACCAGCGAAUAAGCGAGGAUGCGGGAAUUGUCAUCUCCCCGGCCAUUACCGUCCCAGUUGCCCAUCUAGGUAGUAUUCCGGAGUUAUGGUAAUGAGUUGGAGUUAAUUAUGUUAAGUGUUUAGGUUUGUUUCUAAUUAAUUGUUUCCUUGGGUAGAGAAAUUAAAGUUUCUUGGUUUGA
This is a messenger RNA of Papaver somniferum (opium poppy), 1173 nucleotides long. RefSeq lists its product as uncharacterized. The coding region runs from base 125 to 610 and encodes 161 amino acids. The transcript is spliced from 2 exons. Lineage: Eukaryota; Viridiplantae; Streptophyta; Magnoliopsida; Ranunculales; Papaveraceae. The record is from RefSeq and is a predicted model, not a curated record.